AUGCGGUGGCUGCUAAUGGUGUUCUUGGUGGUCCUGACGCUCAAUCUUAUGCCACUAGACGCCAAUUCGCAGAAUAACGAAGGCUACGAUAACGAUAAGGAAAAAUAUAAAAAAUAUAAUAAAGGUUCAGAAACUCAAAAGAAUAUUAUCGAUAUUAAGAAUAAAAAUAUAAUUGCUACGGUCGAAAAAAACCUGAUGACUCUGUUUGGGUUUUCCAAAAGGCCGAGAAUCAAUAAAAGGGACGUUGUCGUUCCUAAAGCUAUGCUAGAUUUGUAUAAAAAACAAACAGGCAUGGAUUUGGAUACCACAAAUUUUAUGUUACCGGGCAGACUUACCUCUUCUGCUAAUACGGUCAGAAGCUUUACCCAUCAAGAAAGUCCGAUUGACAACCAAUUUCGUCAAAGGCAUCGUUUUCGUUUAUCUUUUCCAAUAGAAGGAUCAAUACCAAAGUCAGAAAGGCUAAAGGCAGCGGAAUUGCACCUGAAUCGAGUGUCAAUACCUCAAGCGGUUCAAAAUGGGUGUCACACCCUUCAAAUUCUAGUCCAUGAUAUCAUACUACCCGGAAUUAAAGGAAAGCGUCAAACAAUUACUAGGUUAAUUGAUUCAAAGCAAGUUUUUUUAAGUGAAAAUGAAACUGUCAAAAUGGACGUGACUCCGGCUGUCGAAAGAUGGUUGGCUAAUUCCGCUGAUAACCACGGUCUGCUCGUGAAAAUUGUGAUUCCAAAAACAAAAUCAAAUAAAUACUAUAAGAAUUUAAUGUUGAGUAAAUUAAACCAUAUUGACAAACAUGUUAGAUUAAAACGGGAAGCGCACGUCGGACGAAAAGACUGGAAGAAGGUUGAACCAUUGCUAUUUACGUAUACGGAUGAUGGAAAAUCUAAAAGUUCUUGGAAAGAUUCAUCGGCGGGAAGGCUGAGGAGGGGAAUAAGAAAACAUAAGAGAAAAGAUGGAAGAGAGCACUGCAGGCGGCACGAACUCUAUGUUAAAUUCGAAGAUGUCGGAUGGGACGACUGGAUUUUGGCUCCCCCCGGCUACGACGCUUUUUAUUGUUCCGGAGACUGUCCUUUUCCACUGUCCGAUCAUUUUAAUUCAACCAAUCAUGCUAUUGUUCAAACUUUAGUUAAUAGUGUAUUUCCAAACACGGCACCAAAAGCAUGCUGUGUUCCCACCGCCCUUGCACCAAUAUCAAUGUUAUAUGUAGAUGAAGAAAACAAAGUUAUAUUAAAAAAUUACGACGAUAUGUCAAUUUUAGGAUGCGGUUGUCGAUGA
Messenger RNA from Pediculus humanus corporis (human body louse), 1269 nucleotides. Its product is annotated as protein decapentaplegic precursor, putative. Bases 1 to 1269 code for a protein of 422 amino acids. The record is from RefSeq and is a predicted model, not a curated record. The transcript has 3 exons. Gene Ontology annotation, biological process: BMP signaling pathway; SMAD protein signal transduction. Gene Ontology annotation, molecular function: growth factor activity; cytokine activity. Lineage: Eukaryota; Metazoa; Arthropoda; Insecta; Psocodea; Pediculidae. Gene Ontology annotation, cellular component: extracellular region.